AAACAAUCACGUUAGUGGCGAGUCUAGUGACCUCUCUCUCUCUUAUUAUAUACUUUUGAGCUCUGCGUUUGCGUCUCCAAAAAUGUCAGCCGAACCCCCGUAUCACCAACUUACUCAAGCCUAUGAAAAUCCAAAUCCCAUCUAAAGCCCUAAUGAAACAAUGACAUUUAAUUCUUUCUCUGGACGUCUAUAUACAGAACAGAUACAUCGGCAAACCCACCUCUGCAAUGAAAAUCUUACCUACAUUCCUCCGACCAAUCUUACAGUUCUACUCAAAUCAACCAAAGUCUCGCUAUUUCAACACUUCCUCAUUAGAUGCUAUAUCUGAAGAAGUUCUGAACAUCGUUAACACACAAAGCCCCAUGGAAGUGUGUCUCGAGAGGAUGGUUUGUUUUCUCUCUCCCGAAACUGUAACUUCUGUACUUCAAGAACAGCGAAAUAACCCCGAACUGGGUUUUCGAUUUUUUGUGUGGGCAGCGAAAAGAAAGAAGUUUCGGAGCUGGGAUUCGCAUAAUUUGGUUGUCGAUAUGCUUAUCAAGGAUAAUGGGUUUGAAAUGUAUUGGAAAACUCUUGAAGAGCUCAAUAGUUGUGAGGUUCCGAUUUCGUCAGACGCCUUCGCAGUGUUGAUUGCGGCGUAUUGGAAGCUACAUAUGGCCGAAAAGGCAGUGGAAUCUUUUGGUAGGAUGAAGGAUUUUGAUUGCAAUCCCGAUUUGUUUACGUAUAACAUGAUAUUGCACGUUAUGGUGAAAAAAGAAGUACUUUUGUUGGCUUUAGCAGUUUAUAAUAUGAUGUUGAAGUCGAAUUGUGGUCCAAAUUGUUCUACAUUUAGUAUUUUAAUUGAUGGAUUAUGUAGAGCCGGCAGAACCCAGGAUGCGCUUAAGUUGUUCGAUGAAAUGACUCAGAGAGGUAUACAGCCUAAUAAAAUAACUUAUACUGUAAUUCUUUCGGGUUUAUGUAAAGCAAAGAAACCUGAUGAGGCACUUAGACUGUUUAAUACAAUGAGAAGCAGUGAGUGUUCUCCUGAUUUAAUUAUUUACAAUGCUUUGCUUAACGGGUUCUGUAAACUGGGUAGAAUUGAUGAGGCGUUUACGCUUUUGUGGUCUUUUAAGAAGGAUGGGUAUGUUCUCCACUUAAAUGGGUAUAGUUGUUUGAUUGAUGCUUUGUUUAAAGCUGGGAGGUUUAGUGAAGCUCGUGAUUUGUUUCAAAAAAUGUUUAAGGAAAACAUUAAACCUGACCUUGUCUUGUACACAAUCAUGAUCCAGGGGUUAUCUGAAGCGGGCAUGUUUAAGGAUGCAUUGGAGUUGUUAAGGUUGAUGACAGAGAGAGGUGUGAUACCAGAUACUCAAUGUUACAAUACUAUGAUCAAAGGGUUUUGUGGUAUGGGUCUUUUGGAUCAGGCUCGGUCUCUUCAACUUGAAAUUUCAAAGCAUGACUGCUUCCCGGACACUUGCACUUACACCAUUCUUAUCUGUGGCAUGUGCAAGAAUGGUCUGGUGGCCGAGGCAAAACAAAUAUUCAGUGAGAUGGAGAAGCUUGGAUGUUUUCCUAGUGUUGUGACCUUCAAUGCUCUUAUUGAUGGGCUUUGUAAGGCGGGCGAGCUUGAGGAAGCUCACCUUCUGUUUUACAAGAUGGAGAUUGGGAGAAAUCCUUCAUUAUUCCUUCGGCUUUCUCAAGGCACAGAUAGGGUUCUUGAUGGUGCAAGCCUCCAAACAUUGGUGGAGAAAUAUUGCGAGUCAGGUUUGAUUCUUAAAGCUUACAAGCUUCUUACGCAGCUUGCUAAUAGUGGGGUCGUACCGAACAUCACGACUUACAACAUUCUGAUCAACAGCUUGUGCAAGUCAGGAAACACACCCCAUUCAGGAAAAAAAAAAAAGUUAGGAAACAUAAAUGGUGCUUUAAAGCUCUUCAAGGACCUCCAACUCAAGGGGCAUUCCCCUGAUUCAGUUACAUAUGGAACACUUAUUGAUGGGCUUUAUAGGGUUGACCGAGAAAAGGAGGCCUUUGGGGUCUUUGAACAAAUGACAAGGAAUGGGUGCACUCCCAGCACAGCAGUUUACAGGUCGCUUAUGACUUGGUCUUGCCGAAAGCAGAAGAACAUUUCUGUUGCUUUUGGUCUUUGGUUGAAGUAUUUGAGGAACCUUCCUGGCCGGGAAGAUGAAGCAAUUAGAUUAGUAGAGGAACAUUUUGAAAAAGGAGAGUUGGAAAAGGCCAUCCGAGGCUUACUUGAAAUGGACUUCAAGUUGAGAGAUUUUGAUUUGGCACCUUAUUCCAUUUGGCUCAUUGGAUUAUGUCAGGCCAGAAGAACAGAGGAAGCCUUGAAGAUAUUUAACAUUCUCAAGGAGUGUGGGAUCAAAGUGUCUCCUCCGAGUUGUGUGGUGUUGAUGAAUAGCCUCUGCAAUGAACAAAACUUGGACCAGGCAAUAGAGAUUUUCCUUUAUACUCUUGAUAAAGGUUUCAAGUUGAUGCCGCCAAUUUGCAACCGGCUGCUCAAGGGACUUCUUCGUUCUCAAGGGAAAGCAAAGCUUGCCCUUGAUCUUGUGAACAGAAUGAAAUCUGUGGGAUAUGAUUUGGAUGUCUACCUUUACCCAACUACAAUAUCCCUUUUGCAUGUUCAUGGGAAUUCACAGGAAAUGGAAAAUGUGUCUCCUGGCUGAACAUGGUUACUGGAGUGCCAAUGCAAGCAUGAACUGGUUCUUUCACACACUGUCCAACUUCCUGCAACUGUUGUAAUUCUCAUCAUUCCUGCAAUCUUUUCCCCUUGUUAACCUGUUUCAACUUUCUAAUCCCCAUGAUGGAGGUGCCUGUGAUAUAGAGUUGUCAGACAUAAAAGGGAUGACCCAUUUUUUAUGCCUGCAAAAUUUUCAUUACUCUCGUUUUUUUUUUUUUUUUUUUUUUGGGGGGUAGAGUAUCAUCAAUAAAUAAUAAUAGCAUAAAAAUUCAUUUGGUUC
Molecule: messenger RNA, 2948 nt
Organism: Cornus florida
Lineage: Eukaryota; Viridiplantae; Streptophyta; Magnoliopsida; Cornales; Cornaceae
Product: pentatricopeptide repeat-containing protein At1g79540
Exons: 1
Coding region: 228-2654 (808 amino acids)
Molecular function (GO): protein binding
Source: RefSeq, a predicted model, not a curated record